AUGCAGAGCACGGACUGUAUCGUGCCCAGUGACGAGCAGCUGGAGGCGCGGUUUCGUCUGAAUAUGUCGUGGCAGAAUGUGACAGGUUUUGAAUUUGCAGUCAGCUUGUGGGUGGAUGGCAGUUCAUUACGUUGCAGUGCAACAAGCCAUCCAGCUCUGCGCCAGGUGCAGCGAUGUCCCAGCUCAUAUUCUUUUAAGAAGGCCAGCACGGAAUGGUCUAACAUGGUGUAUCCCGGAUGGGGUGAAGACUGGGUGAAAGCAGUUGUUAAGUGCGAUGGGAUCAUCUUUUCGCCCGUGUUUGCAGUCAGGCCGCCUUACCCAAGCUGA
This is a messenger RNA of Symbiodinium natans, 327 nucleotides long. The record is from the annotation of a GenBank genome assembly. Lineage: Eukaryota; Dinophyceae; Suessiales; Symbiodiniaceae.